CAGGGACAGUUGAUGAAUGGUCAGGAGGAGGAAAAACCCAAAAUAAACAUGAUGAAAGGCAGAGGAAGUACAGUUCGUGGAAUAUUACAGAUCUCAAAUUUUUGCUGCUCUUCAGAAUCAGAAGAAAGACAAAAACUAUAAGAUGUCCGGCUUUCGUAGCUUUGUCUGCUCCUGCGUAGUCGCGGCUCUGGUGCUGAACCCGCAGGUGGCGCGGUCAACGGCACUUGCAGACGAGGACCGCGCCGCUUUAUCACACGAUAGAGAAUUGGUGCAGAAUCUGAUAGUGGAGUUGGAAACCGAGGAAGCGGAAGCUCGAAAAAAGGUUCAGAGGGUUGUGGUUGCACACUCAAAUGUAGAACAAGGCAGUGAAGGGGCUUCAUCGACAUCAGCUUCAGGCACAUCAGAGCAGGACAAGAGCUGGUUUACUCAGGGUCGCCCACCGCCAGGUUGGCUGCAACGUUUAGCGCAGAUUUUGGAGCGUCGAGCAGCCGAACAAAACGAGGACUCUCUGCUGCCAAAAGAGAAGUUUGACGAUCAAUGGACAGUUUCACCGAAGUUCAGGACAGAGCUACUAGAGGGAUGGAAAAGUAUAGUUUCAACAUCAGGUGGAAAAGUUGCAGGAGGAGACCACGACCAACAACCACCAACAACCACGUCUAUCAGCGUCGUUGUCGAGGUCGGCACAUACAUUGGCUACACGACUCGCUUCCUAUCCAAGAAUUUUGAUGUAGUGCUUGCCUUGGACGACAACCCUACGUUCUUGCAGUUGAACCAGGUCUACAAUCGAGAUCGUGGCAACAUCAAUUUCAUACAAACAGACACAACGUCGUUGGACUGGGCAAAGGGGGGUCUCUUUCAAGGAAUAGCGACAGAAGUAGCUAAGCGUGUCCUACGAAAUAUCAGAAAAGCAAGGCAAGACGAAGAAGCGCGUACAAGUACAGAAAAAGGAGAAAAAUCAGUAACAACUACAGGCAAGGAUGACGCCGUUAGCAUGGAACUGGAAGAGCAAGCACUUGUCGCUGAUUUACUCACCUAUGAGCCUCCAGCACCACCAGUAGCUCCCGUACCCGUUGUACUACAGGGAAACCAACGACACGGAGCAUCAAGUACUAGUACCUCCACGUCUGAACACACCUCGCAGAAUUUAGUCAAUUGGCUUGUUUUCCUAGAUGCUAGUCACGAUUUCGCUUCAGUUACCAAGGAGUUGCUCGGUCUCCUCGGGUCCACAAACGUUCCAGCAAGAUAUUUCUUGUUCGACGACUUCUCUGCGGAGCCGUCAGGAGUGCAACCCGCUGUACUCCUUUUCGUGAAACACGGCUACCUGCGACGCGUUCGCUAUGUAGGCGAAACAGUUCUUCCUUUGAGAGACGGACGUACAGUUUUAGGCCCAGAGGGAGUGCUCUGCGAGCGCAUCCGUGAACCCGAACCAGGACUGGGGAGUGGAAGUACAGUGCUGGAGCAAGAGAGGAAUGUGGUAUUUGAUAUCCUUUUGCUGGUUCUAAGACGUAUCAUCGAUCUGUCAUGAUGAACCUUCUUCAACACGUCCAUCUAUCUGUGCGGAUUAUCUAAGAUUCUUCCUCUCUAAUUCGUCGAUACUUGAAGGCCAUACUCAACAAUCACACUACAGUUGCAGACCUUCGUUCAGCUAUUAGCUAUGGAACAGUUGCCUCAAGAGACCUGGGAUCAAGUUUUAGAGGACUUGCGACAAGCGGCUGACGCAAAAGACGGCGUUUGCUCUGGCGUUGUGAGGUCUGAUGGCUCUUGCGAGAGGGGAAAGGUCGUGAAAAGUGACGAAGAUGUGGAAGGCAGGAAACCUCCACCGCCCACUGCACCUCCUCCAGCGCGUGUUGAUUUGUAAGGACGUUUUGUUCUACAUUGUACAUUGUAGUACAAGAUGAAGAAGGAACUUUGUCGUGCACAUCGAUGAACAGCGAGGAGACUGCGAAGCAGUUGUUGUCACCAAGCUAGCAUGGAGAGGC
Messenger RNA from Amoebophrya sp. A25, 1979 nucleotides. Lineage: Eukaryota; Dinophyceae; Syndiniales; Amoebophryaceae. The record is from the annotation of a GenBank genome assembly.